Dermochelys coriacea (leatherback sea turtle) is the source of this 6813-nucleotide messenger RNA. It is a transcript of the gene PCBD2, whose product is annotated as pterin-4 alpha-carbinolamine dehydratase 2. Gene Ontology annotation, molecular function: 4-alpha-hydroxytetrahydrobiopterin dehydratase activity. The transcript has 3 exons. Gene Ontology annotation, biological process: tetrahydrobiopterin biosynthetic process. The record is from RefSeq and is a predicted model, not a curated record. Bases 4844 to 5008 code for a protein of 54 amino acids. Lineage: Eukaryota; Metazoa; Chordata; Testudines; Dermochelyidae.
GAUAAACACCUCACCAAAUGUCUCUUCCUUCCCUUUUUUAACACUGGUUGAAUUUUUAGGUUUUUAAAAACUGAAUUAACUUUUUUUAAAAAAUACUAUAACUAUGUAACAAGAUGUCUCUGUUGUAACAAGGAAAAAUCUUCCCUGAACGUAGUCGGUAGAAUUUUUAAAAACUCAGAUUUCACUUGGAGCACAACAGAAAAUGUAAUGAAACUAACUUAAACAAAACCAAGUGACUGACUGUAAACAAAGGUAUUGUACAGCAUACCUUUUAAUUUAGUUCAACAUUAAGCAACUUCUUUUCUCUGCCUGCUGACCCAUAAAUAAAAGAUAGUUACAGGAAUUAGUGAAGUGGGUUGCAUGCAUGGAAGUUUCACAAUUUGGAGUUGAGACCUAAUGAUGUGUAAUUGUCUUUAUUGUUAUGUAAUAUAGGGAGUUAAACUGCAUGAAGAACAAAGAGGACAAAUGCAAAAUAGAGUAUUCAGUGAUAUGUAAUGGUAUGAAGUGAAAGCAAACAUGCUAAGCACUGUAUAUUCUAAAGUAUAAAUGCAGUAUUAUGACUUAUUAUCUGUUACGUACAUGUAUCCCAUUAAUAAAGGAUACAAAAUGUUUUUGUUAUUAAAUAGUAAUGCUGCAAAGGCAGGUAGCCCUUACACCACAUAGGUUCAAGGUUAAUACUGCCCCCAGCAUUAUAAUGACAGAUUGGAAAUAAAAACCUUAAUGUAUUUGUGAUUAGCAUAUGUUUCCCUUGGCUGAAAGGUUUAGGAGGCCCACGGACCCUUCAGUUCAUAACCUUUGCAUUUAAAAACAAAUAAAUAAAAUGCUUGUUAAAUUGCUGGGUCUCAGAGCUAUUUUUCUUGAGGAGCUCCAUCUUUUGAGUAAAGAAUUGUCUGAAUGCUGUGUUCUGGUAAUACAUUAUGGUACUCUGUCACUGGGAACUCACCAGGCGGUGAUAUAUUAGCACAAUACAUCAGCCCGCAUGGCUUUGAUGUAUUAAUCAUCAGGAUAAUGUUGGCAAGCAUUGUGUAAAAGCUGUAUGUUUAAAAAGUGUUAAGAUGAAUUGAGUCCUUAAGACAUGUGAAAAGAAGAAGAAUAGCAGAGGGACUCUGCAAGCCUCCCAAAGCUGUUAAAUACUCUAUAGUGCAAAGAGGUAGAUGGAAUUUCAUCUUUCCAUUCACUCCUGAUAGCAAAGCAUAUAGCACAGUUUUUACCUUUCUCAGGAAAAGCAAGUUGCAUUAAGCCAUAUUUUGUGAUAGCAUGUUCUGUCAUUUUAAAAGUACAGUUGGGCUGUCCCAGGGCACAGCUUGAGCAAGAGGUACAAGCUGAGCUUGCUUAAAACACUUUCUCAAUAUGCUUUCUUCUUUCAGGAGUGAUUUAGUAAGGAAAUAUUUUCCCAAAACAGGCAUGUCAAAGCUGGGAGAAUCUAGAAAAUGAAUCUGUGUUAGAAAUUGCAGCUGAGCUACUGCUGCAACAUCAAUAGUUUUUUAGUUAUUCCUUUCAUGACUCGUAGAAGGUAGAAAUGGAAAAGACCUCUUGGAUCAUCCAGUCCAUCUCCUUGCCAGAGCAGGACUGUUCCAUUCAGUAAAAUUUCUAGUGUUGUUUCCACUCCAAGUGUUGCUUCCCAUAUUUCCCUGGGAAAAAUUUUUCACAGGUUAAGAAAUGUGUAGAAAUCUAUAUUUCUAAACUUUAUUUUAGUAAAAAAUUAUCUAAAUAUAAACUAAAAUUACACAGUAAAAAAAUCUAUAUAAGGUAUUCCUGUGGCUCCUAUUACUGUAGUACUGGAGUACCUUGCAAUUUUUAAUGUAUUUAUCUUCAAAGCACCCUUUGUGAGGUAGGGAAGUACUAUUUUAUCCCCAUCUUAUGGAUGGGGAACCAAGGCAUAGAAAGACUGUUGAUCUCAUCUGGUAUGGUAUUUCCUUCAUUGGAAAUUGCUGCUUUUAAAACUUGAUGCAUAGAUUUUAGAAAAUGCUGCUGAGGUUCUGUGUUGUGGAUGAGAUAUAUAUUUAUUUAUUUUCAAAUUAAGAUCUUAAAAUGAUGUCAUCAGUGGUUAUAACUGCCACAAUCAAUCUGCUAAGGUCAAGGUCAUGUAGGGACUUGUCAGUAUAAAUAAAACAGUUAUCCAGCUAGCAACAAGAAAUAUUUUGGCUGUCUGGUAAAGUGUACCCACCAAUGCCAAGUGACAAUACUGUCAUGUGACUCAUGCUUGACAAUGAUCUUGCACUGCAGACUGCUUAAUAAUUUUCAUUAUUUUUAAUUAAAGUUGAAGAAGUGCAGACUCCAGCUCGAAAUAAGGUUGGUUAUUUUGCCGGAAUAAGGUAAUUACUUUAAUUGAUCACAAGAUAGUUUCCUUGAUCACCAAUUAGACCAAAUUACCGAUCAUGUUUCAAGACGUGAAGAAAUGUCCAAACUGAUUGUGUAAUAGUGUUUUCAUAUCUAAUCAAACCUAAAUAUCUUUUCCUCCGGAGCCAAUUGUAUUUUGUAAAAGGUGGUUAUGGGCCUACAAACAUAAAGGUGAUCCAUAAACAAUAGAGUUCUAAUUUAUGUAAUUAGAAAAGGAUGUAUUUAGGGGCUUAAUGGAGAUUGCACUGGUGAAAUUACUCAGCAGAGCUGCUGCUCAUUUUCUUAGUGGGAGAUGUGUGCUCUUUUGUGCAUAAUUAAAAUAGGCUAUAAUCAAAAUAGAAAAAGUAGUUUAUUUUAGUAACGUGGAGCAGAGAAGAUUGCUUUGGGUAAAGCAGGAUUAUAUAUGUAUCUAUGUACAUACUCCUAAGUAUAUAUAAUUGCACACACACAUGACAUAUGUAUAAAAUCAUGGUUAUGGGAUCCUUUUAGCUCUGAAACAUCCAAACCCCUCUGCUGUGUAGUUAUGUCCUACUAGAAUACUCUUUACAAUCUGUUCCCAGGAUUGAGCUCAUAGGAAAGGACAACAGGAUGCUCUCCAUGGAGGGCCCAGUGCUUAGGAUUUCAUUCCCUCUUGUAGUUGAUGAAAACCUGAGUUUCGCUACCUUCAGGAUAAAGUGCAACUUUAAGAUGACUUUCCAUUUUUAGCAGUAGUGGUGGUUGGGGACAUCAAGGUCUGCUAACUGGUGAUUUCUGGUCAAGUCAGUGAUGGUGGGGGGCAGGGCACAGGGAAUGCUUUGGUAAAGUUUAAUGGUCAUGAUAUUUGGUCACUGAUUAAUUUUUCUUUAAUGUUUUUUCCAUUUGAACCUAGAGCGAGCAGUGAUGGUUAUGCAAUAAAAUAAAAAUAUCCAUGGAAAAAUUAUAUGUAUGUACAGGUGUGCACACACCCACCUGUGUGUGUGUCUGUACAUAGAUAUAGAUACUGGUAGUGCAUAAAUGGAUUUGGUCAGAUUAUUCAUGAAUUUCCUCCAGUUUUCCCUGCGCUGCCCUGAUGAUAUAAAGGCAAUCUAGUUUCAGAUGCCUUUCUGACUGCAGCCAUGGCUUUUAAACUACCCUUUGGGGGCAAUUCUGUAUAUAAUUUGGUAUGGUCUUGUAAAUAAAGAUGUUAAGGCAAUGGGUAUUUUAAAAAAUAAAAUGUAAAUCUUAGAAUUUUUAAUGAAGCUGGGUAUUCCAACUUAUCCCUGAUGUCUAGUGCUGAGUUUACUGCUUUAUGCUUUGAAGAAUCUUGUUGCGAUGCUUGAAAUUUUUGAAACGUAAUUGUUCACUCCAAGUAAAAUUAAACAAACUAGAGCUUCAAGGGAAGUUAGUGUUCCCAAUUUUUUUGAAUGUUCUUGGGUCAAAGAAAAAAGCUUUUUAAUUGCUGACAGUUUGGUGGUUUCCAAAUGACAAACCUCAUUGGAAUAAUUUGCUCUGAUUGUAACGUUUGCAUUCAUCUGACUGGCAAAGUGACUUACAAAGUCAUACUUCAUCCGGGCACUGAUUCUUUUUCUUAAAAUGUUUGUAAUUUGUGAGAGAAAAAAAGACUGAAACUAUUAUCAGCCAUUAUGUUAUUUAUUGACCACAUGUUUGUUUGCAAUGGCCAUUGCUUGAUGGACCAUAUACAGGCUAGUCUAUAAAUUAGUGCUAAAAAUGACCUAAACAGGUAGGUCUAUGUCAAGAUACUAACUUAUGGCAAGUAUUUUAAUAUGAACCAGACUACAUACGUGGAUAGGGGCUUUUUGCUUUGCAGUUUUAAUUUAGGCCCUGAUUCCCCUGGAUGGACUCCUACAUCUGUGCAGAGAUCUGGGCAGACAUAGGGGCUUACCUAUGUGGGUCCUAUCAUAGAGUGAGUCCUUGAUUUGCAUGGAGUUUUUUUUUUUUUUUUUUUUUUUUUUUUUAAUAAUCCAGAGAUUUUCUGCAAAUAUUUUUGGCAAGGGUCUCCCACAACUUUUACUCUUUGAGCCUGUGAUUUAAAUCCUGUAUUGCAGGGGAGUGUGCAGAGAAGAGGGUGGGAAUCUGGAAAGUCUGUAUUCUCUCAUUUAAACCAAAACAUUUUCUUAUAAAGGAGAGGAGUGACCUCACGUGGCCAACCUCCCUCCACUCCACUCCCGUCCAAAACAAAACAAAAAUGCUUACAUUCAGGGAGAGUCACUGGAAAUGAACUCUGUUCCUGAAAAAUACAUUGUGUAUAUUGAUAGUAGCAGAGUGUUUAACUUGUGUAAUUUCAAAUGACUGGUGGAGGAAAGGUGGGGUGAAGAUCUAAGGGCAUAGAGGUAUCUGACUUUUAUUUAAGGGUGAAUACUUAAAAAUAUCUGAUACCUGUUGUACACCAUAGGCAAAAUAAUUGUUCUUCAUCAGUAUCUUUGGAUAAGUCAUUUUGGACAGAAUGAUCGACUAGUAUCCAAAGAGAGGGAGAAUUCUAUCAGCAACAGGAAAAUGACCACAAACCCUUUAGGCUUUUGGAUUUAUGACACGAGUCGCUCUGCAAGCAGAAAAGAUGAAUCAUCAUCCCGAAUGGUUUAAUGUGUACAACAAGGUUCAGAUAACUCUUAUUUCCCAUGAUUGUGGAGGACUGACCAAAAGAGAUGUGAAACUGGCUCAGUUUAUUGACAAGGCUGCUGCUUCUGUGUAAUAACUGAAUGUUGAAAAUAGCAUUGCCUUCACACUGUUUUAUAUUUGAACUUUAUCAUUCAUUCAGUGAAGGGUUCUACAUUCUAAAUUGCUGCUGCCCCUUGUAGUAUAAAAUGAUUUGUAAUAAGACUAGUUUAGCAGCAGCAUUUAAAAAAAACAAAACUCAUCAACCUUAGUCUGAGAAAACUGCCAAAUGCUUAUACUUACCAUUACUGCUCACACAUACAAUACAUCAGACAAAGCAACAAAGGUAAUUUUGAACAAUCCUUCCUUAGACAUUAAAAUAGAAUUUUCACAUUAAAAACCCAAACAAGAAAUGUGAUUCACCAUUAUUUCACAAUGGAUAAAAGCCAGAACGACUGCUGGAAUCCUUCCAGAGUGAUGAGGAUUCUUCAAGCCCAUAGCCUAGUAACUCUGCAGUGAGUAAUAGGACUGGGGUACUGCCAAGUGGGCAUGCCUUGUUCUUGAUCCCAGCCAGCAGGACAUUUGGUAGCUUUCUUUUUCUCUAACUUUUAUAUGUAGACACCAAUAGUGGUGAGGUGCUUUUCAGACCUGUCACCUUCCCAAUAGCAGGAUAUUGAGGGCUUGAUCCUGCAAGCUGCUGAGUACCCUGGCCUUUAUCUGUCAAAGCGCUUAAGAACAUAUUGAACUUUAAGUGCAUGAAUAGUCCUGCUGAAGUCACUGGAAAUACUCAUGUACUUAGGUGGAGUGCUUCAAUAUUUUGAUGGAUUGGGGCCAGAGAACUCAGUAUGAGUCCUUAUUUUGCAAUAGCAUUCUCAUGUUUUAUUAAAGCCCAUCUGUAGGAAAGGGGAGUGUGGACUAAGCCAGGUUUCCGUCACACCAAUAAGAGCUGCCAGCAGUAAAGGAAGCAACGUUAGCAGGGUUCUCUUGAUAAGGUGGGCAGGGCUAAUCUAAAGUUAUGGUGACCCAUUUUCUUAUAGUUAAAAUAAUUUGUUUGUAAAUCUUGUUCUAAGAGCUACAGAUCCUACCAGCUAGGUUUAAAAUCCAUUUCUCACAACAUCCCAAGGUUAUAAAGUCUAUGGCCUUUAUUCUCACUCAGACAAAAUUCCCACUGAUAGCAGUGGGAGUUCUGCUCAUGUAAGUACGUCAAGAACAGGCCCCUCUCUGCAGUACUACGUGUACUCAACAUGCACAAUCAAGCCUUUCUAAUAAUUAUGUUGCUGCUUAACUACCAGGUUGAUUGGCACCUUAUAAAUGCCUAGAUACAUAGACAGAAUGACACCAGAGGCACAAUUACUAACUACUAAGAAACUAGAUCUGUAUUGAUUCAUGUCAUUGUCAAACUUUUUGUACAUAUUAGAUUUAUGCUGUCCCGAUACUUUCUGGCUGCAGUGCAGUAGCUGCCAUCCAAAUAUUCCCAUCAAUAAAUUUGUAAAAUAUGAAGCACAAAAUAAUUAACAUAUGCUGUAACAUGUACUAUAGACAAUUGUUGAUUGGUAAGAUUUUUGAACCAAGAAGUUUUUUAACUUAGCAUCCAUAGGCUACCAAGUUAAAAGUAAAGGGAACCAGUCUAGGUUUUAUCCUCGCAAAUGCCCAUCCUUUAAAAUCUGUUUGUAUUUUUAUGAAACUAAGGAUUUCUUUGACAUGAUUUUAAAGUGAUCACUGCAGCAGGGAAUUACUUGAAAAAAUAACUGGUGUCUUGUGUUUCCCACGGAUAAAUAAAUCUGGUCCUGAAGGUUUGACAAUGCCUCUCUAAUAAGUUCUGAAAACUAUUUUUGUUUUUUUGGAAAGGAGAUAUUAUGGGAAAGCUUUGGAUAAGAACAAUAAAAUCUAAUUCCUCCUCUA